Messenger RNA from Cololabis saira (Pacific saury), 838 nucleotides. It is a transcript of the gene cyb5a, whose product is annotated as cytochrome b5. Gene Ontology annotation, molecular function: heme binding. Gene Ontology annotation, cellular component: membrane; intracellular membrane-bounded organelle. Lineage: Eukaryota; Metazoa; Chordata; Actinopteri; Beloniformes; Belonidae. The record is from RefSeq and is a predicted model, not a curated record. The transcript has 5 exons. The coding region runs from base 142 to 567 and encodes 141 amino acids.
AGAAAUGAUGAAGCGCUGAAAGUUGCGGCUCUUUCUGGGGCAAAUGUCGGGAGGCUUUAGUGCGGAGUCACGGAUUAUAUAAAAUAUAACUGCGUUUCCUCCGAGAGUUCACACCAGCGACUUCCCCGACUUCUCCCGCAAAUGUCCGAGCGUGCGGAGCCCGCGGGGCCGGAGGGGCCGGCGGGAGUCAAGUACUACCGGCUGGACGAGAUCUCCCAGCAGAACUCCUUCAAGUCCACCUGGAUCAUCAUCCACAACAAGGUCUACGACGUGACCCGCUUCCUGGAGGAGCACCCCGGGGGGGAGGAGGUUCUGCGGGAGCAGGCCGGAGGAAACGCCACAGAGAGUUUUGAGGACGUUGGACAUUCCAGUGACGCCCGGGAGAUGGCUGGAGAGAUGGUGAUCGGAGAGCUGCACCCGGACGACCGACACAAGAUCUGCAAACCUGAGGAAACGCUGGUGACGACGUUGAAGGAGGAAACCAGCUGGUGGUCCAACCUGGUUCUCCCGGCUCUGGCCGCCGCCGUCGUCACGCUGCUGUACCGCAUCUACACCGGGAGCGAGUGACGUGCCGGGGGUCGCUGUGAUGUCAUCAGCAGGCCCCGCCUCCUCCGGGGAUGCUGUGAUGUCAUCAGCAGGCCCCGCCCCCUCCGGGGACGCUGUGAUGUCAUCAGCAGGCCCCGCCCCCUCCAGGCCAGCUGUGAUGUCAUCAGCAGGCCCCGCCCCCUCCGGGGACGCUGUGAUGUCAUCAGCAGGCCCCGCCCCCUCCAGGCCAGCUGUGAUGUCAUCAGCAGGCCCCGCCCCCUCCGGGCCAGCUGUGAUGUCAUCAGCAGCCCCC